AUUUUAUAAAUAUAACGAAACGGCACGCGACCGGCGACGCGACGAGAACGACGUACGCGCAGUACGCACGACGACUUCGCAAAUGACAGUCGCAAAUUAGAAAAAAAAAAACAUCAAGCAAACAAACAAACAAAACAUAGCAGAAUACGUUUUAAUUAAUCGAUUGCUUGUUGUUUUUUUUUUACGUAAAUUAAUAUUAUAUUAAAAGAAGAGUCCUUAAUAUCCAAGCAGGACGAAACAUAGCUCGCAUUUAAAUUUGUGAUAAAUUUGUAAUGCCUGAGAACGAUACGACGGAGGAAAAGGAGUGGGUGAGAGGACCAGAGCACCUAGGCUCAGUAUGGUCGAGGAUAGCUCGAGCUAUUUACAAUCCUAAAGAAAGGAGCUUCUUGGGACGAACAGCCAAACGAUGGGGUAUCGUACUAGUAUUCUACUUGGUAUUUUACGCGGCGCUGGCGCUUCUAUUCGGCAUCUGCAUGGCGGGUCUGGUGUACCACAUUGAUGCUACCACACCAACAUACACGCUUGACCGAUCCUUAAUAGGUUCGAAUCCAGGAGUGACCUACAGACCUAGACCAAAUGACGGCAUCAAAAUCAGCAUCGACAUAAACAAUUUCACUGAAACAAAUGCGAUUUUAAAAGAUCUCGACGAGUUUUUUCAGCCUUACUUAAUGGAUAGCAGUUACAAAUCGGAAAAUGGUUGCAAAUCUGACGACAAUUACGGGUAUCCCGACACGCCGUGCCUUUUCAUAAAAAUCAAUAAGAUAUAUGGUUGGACACCGGUUUAUUACGAGAGCACAGAUUUGCCAGCAGACAUGCCGGAAGACUUAGUGGAGCAUAUCAAAGGAUUAGAUGCGAACGAGACUAAACGAGUAUGGAUAUCGUGUUUAGAAGAGAAAGAUAAUGGCACUACCAUAGAAUAUCCUUGGGGUCAAGGAAUCCAGGGGAGCUCCUUCCCAUUUUUGAACAAGGAAGGGCAGACGAGUCCUGUUGUAGCAGUGAGGAUCACUCCCCCAGUGGGAAAGCUGAUCGCGUUAAGAUGCCGCGCGUGGGCAAAGAAUAUCCAAUACCGCUUUAGCAUCAAGGACUUCUCCGGAUACACACCCAUCCAGGUGGAAGUGGAAAACUCAGCCAACGUGACCGUCUAACUCUAUUAUAUACACAUCUUAUAUACAUAUAUUAUAUAUAGAUAAGAUAGAUCAUAGAUAAAGUUUAAGUUAUUCCUUAUGUAAUGUGUACCGCGGACUGGCGGUAUUAUUCUUGUAAAUACGUCCAUGUGAGUGCUGGCCGUGCGCACAAAUAUAACUUACAAAAAUAAUGUCAUAUUAGUUCUUCAAGCAACAUUGCGAUUGUCUUUCGCCUACUUAAUGCAAUACCACUUCAUAGUCAUUGAGAAUUGGUUGAAGGAAAUUCAAUAGCCGAAGAACCAAUGCAGGAUAAUAAUAUUAUACAGGAAUACAUCCCUUAUCCUAUUAGAAAUUCAUUUUUAAUAGGCACAUUUUAAACCUGAUACAUUUUAAGGGUGGGAUAGCCCUUGUAACUAUACUGAGAAAUUAGAAUUUAUAUCUCAAACUGGGUGGCGCAUUUACGUUGUAGAUGUCUAUGGGCUUCAGUUACCACUUAAAACCAGGUGUGCUGUGAGCUCGUCCACCCAUCUAAGCAAUAAGAAAAAACCCAGCAGGAUGUUGGUAAAUGUGAAUGAACUGGUACCUAAAUUAGUCGUCCUGAGCUAGGAAGACGUUCAGUGCGAAUAUAUAACUAAGUAUAAUAAAUAAUUCUGGACUCUACCAUGAUCAGGAUGGCUCUGGCCACAAGAACCAAAACUAUUUUGGACUUCAUUAAAUUAGUUGUGCCUUAAACUUUCGACCACAACUUUACAUAGGAUCUAUGUAUAAUACCAGAUGUAUAUGCAAAGUAGAGAACAAAUUGUAUGUAUAAUUGUGUACUGUUUUUUAAUAUGCUUUACUAUAAUGCGAUUAUGUAUCUUGUAAGUACCUAAAGUUUUUUGCUAAUGCACAAUAGGUUAGGUUCUGAGAAUAGGUACUUAUUUGAGUUUGCACCGUACUUUCAAUUACUUUCAAUAUAUUUUUAGAAUUAAGUACAUACCGUAAGUAUAUUUGAAUGUUUUAAAACAGACACUUGUUACUAAAGAUAUUGUUACGCGCUGGGGUUCGGGAUAAAUAAAAAAGUUCCACCAAAGUACAACUAAAAACUGUAUUCAACAAUUAGAACACUUAAAACACUCAACAAACACUUUAAAAUUCUCAAUCUGCUUCGCUUCAGGUGAUCCGUUCGCUGUUUCGCUUCGAGUAGUUCCGAUUGCUAACUGACUGCGUGCCAUACGCAAUGCUUUUAUAGUCGAGACGAAAUCCCUAGAAUCGUCGAGAAUGUUCCACAAAUCUAAUAUUGUUGUUUCCGCUAUCUGACAAUAGAUGGCGUUGUACUUCUCGAGCGUUCUAGAUACUACUAGAUCCUUCGGUAUUCGUUCGAUCGUUGGCGAUAGAUAGCGUUACUCUUACCGGCGUAACAAUAUCGUUGUCACUAAAAACACCCAUGUUAUUUUCAAUAAAGACAAUGAUUAUCAAGAAAUCAAAGACCGAAAUUGAACGGUUUAGAGCAGCUUAAAGCUAAUUUCUUUUCUGACUCAAUUUAUUCUAAUCGAGACUUACGCAGUGGCGCAGUGGUUACCGACCGAAACUGCUGUGUCGAGGUUUCGUCGAGCAAACAUUUCUGUGAAGGGCAGGUUUGUUUGCUCUAUUUCUGUGCUUAGUAUAUUUUUUUGUGUUUAUAUAUUAUACUUAAACGUAUAUCUGUAUGUAUAUCAAUCAGUCUCAUGUUUUUAUAGUCCAUGGAAUCAUAGUUAGUUUGGGGCCAGAUGACCGCGCAUACCUUGUUUUUUUUCGCUUGUCUUUGAUUGGUACUUUCCAAUUUGUAAUUUGUAAUCACCUUUACUGGUUGUAGAGCGUAUUGUAACCUAAGCGGGUAAGUAUCACCAUUUUACCGCAAAACAGCUAUGCGUUCAAGUUAGAAGAGUGAGCAAUCAUAUAUAAUACAAUAGAUAUUACAACCUCAUGUCUGACAGUGGGUGGCGGCACAAUAACAAGAAAUACCAUGCUAACAGGCUACUAAUUAUGAGCACCCGUAAAUAUUCAUCACACAUAUUGAAACUUUCAGAAAGAAAAGAAAAAUCUCCUUCUACAGACAAAGAUGGUAGAUAGUACGGCUGUGCUUAUUGCACCAUGUUGGAGAUGGCAAAUUUUUUUUUUUUUUUCCAUUGUGGUCAGACGAGAUUACGGCACCUGAAGGUGAGUGAUUACCGUCGCCCAUGGACUUCAGCAAUGCCAAAAUGAGGAAACAAAUACCAUUUUAAUCGAUAUAUACUAUCUAAUUUUAUGUCUCCUAUGAAGCGAACAGCCCUGUGUACAAUGUGGGAAUUGCACGGAAAUUUCCAGCCCUUGACCUACGCGAAUAGUUCCCAUGGUAAUCACUUAGUAGCCAAGUAAUUGGAAAGGCGGGUCGCAGGGCGGGCGGCGCACCGGUUGACGCUAGAAACUGGCGGAUGAAAGGCAGUUUUCAUAGAAUUGCAAAACGCGUAGAGGAGACUACACUACUUUGUUUGUCAGUGCUUAUUUUUAUAAUCUGUUACUGAAAGUUUGUGUCCGUGAUCAAUUUCAGGGUACCGGUAAAAACGUCUGUCAUAAACAUGUGUGAAAAUUUCGUAAAUGAAUUCCUUGCUUGAGAGCAAUACCUUUAUGUAAACUGCGUUCAUAAUGUAAUGAUAAAUGUAUGUGUAAAUACCUUUUUUUAUUUUUUAUGUAAAUAAAAUUACGAACAUGUUUGUUCUUAUACUUUGUUCGGAAUAAAUAAAUAAAUGUGGUAUCAG
This is a messenger RNA of Bombyx mori (domestic silkworm), 3880 nucleotides long. Its product is annotated as sodium/potassium-transporting ATPase subunit beta-1. The record is from RefSeq and is a predicted model, not a curated record. Bases 273 to 1145 code for a protein of 290 amino acids. Gene Ontology annotation, cellular component: sodium:potassium-exchanging ATPase complex. The transcript is spliced from 7 exons. Gene Ontology annotation, biological process: intracellular sodium ion homeostasis; potassium ion import across plasma membrane; intracellular potassium ion homeostasis. Lineage: Eukaryota; Metazoa; Arthropoda; Insecta; Lepidoptera; Bombycidae. Gene Ontology annotation, molecular function: ATPase activator activity.